Messenger RNA from Colletotrichum costaricense, 1104 nucleotides. Its product is annotated as AflYd/sugR/sugar regulator. The transcript has 4 exons. The coding region runs from base 1 to 1104 and encodes 367 amino acids. The record is from RefSeq and is a predicted model, not a curated record. NCBI's taxonomy places the organism in Eukaryota, Fungi, Ascomycota, Sordariomycetes, Glomerellales, Glomerellaceae.
AUGGAUGCUCGCUUCGGCGAGUACGAUGCCACUUACAAGGAAGCAGCCCACCCUGCAACGAAUGCCGAAAAAUAUCAAUCGCCGUCAACUCCCGGUGUGGAGAACGAGGGUACUGCCCAGAAGAACCCUUUGGAGGUUUACAUCGAAUACCUGGACAAGUUUCGAGACCAUCUAACAUGUGUUUGGCCCGUCGUCAACGUGGAAUCCCUAAAGUCCCGGAUCAGUGGUUCGCUGGAUGAUCACGAUGCAUGGGCAUUAGCUGGAGCCAUCUGUGCUACGGUAAUUGCUCAGCUACGACUAUCUCAAUUGCGGCUUUCCAAGCAGCAUAACUUGGUCUCAGAUGACAACAGCAUUGCGGAAAGCUUUGCACAUCAUGCUCAACUCUCGCAUAAUCUGAGCAAUCAGCAUCAUCAAAGCACUUACUACAAGGAAGACACGACAGACUCUUUACUGACUGCGUUCUUUCUACACAUCUACUUCGCCAAUACAGAACGCAUCAGGCUAGCCACGAACUGUUUCCCACCAUGCCUCAAGCCAAUCCAGACUUUCCCGCUCUCCGGAUUUCACAUCCAAGGAGUCGGCGAAGUGGACGCUUCCUUCCAACUCCUCGCUCAACUCUUCACCCUACUCGACGAUAACAUAGUCAUGGCGGCAGACAGAGGGGGCGUCACACCCGGCUCCAGCAAAGCCGACAAUCUCUACAGCGCCCUCUCGGCCAUGGCCAAGCAGGACUUCUCGGCCCUGGCCCCCAACCUCCCAGAGACCCAGCGAGUGAACGUGCUGAUGACGGGGAACUGGAUCCACAUACUCCGGUGGCAGUUUGCUCUGAGCCACUACCAGAUGUCUAGCCGCAUGGAUGAUGCAAUGCUCUCCAUGCUGAAGCCUGCCAAGGUUGCCCACGAGGCCAUGCGCCUGCUCGGGUCUGUUUCUCAGCAGGCCAUUCGGACCCACGGAUAUGGCCUAAAAGCACUUUUGCUCAUUGGUGGGCCGGAGUCUUUGUUUCACAAGAAGUUGAUGCUGGUUAUGGCCGAAUCACAAUUACCGGUGCCGAAUGUCAAGGCUUUGACGCCGGGCGAGGAAAACGAAUGCGUUGAGGAUUUAUAG